AUGUCACCCACCAGUGCGGCACAACGCCGCUCGUCCAACACGGACCCAGCUGGCGCCCCUGCCGUCCCCGUCAGCGACUCCCUCCCUACUUCGCAACACAACCCGCGCUGGGCCCUGUACGAUGGCAGGCCCAACGCCUGGACACGCUUCAGGGCUCGUAACAAAGACUUGCUGGCCGAAUUCCUGGGAACAGCCUUCAUCUUGAUCUUUGGUGCUGGCGUGGAGUGCCAAGUCAAUCUCCACUACAACCUCUUCUCCCACCCACAAUCGGCAGGCGACUUCAAUUCUCAACGCCUCAGCUGGGCAAUUGGUGUGGCUCUCGGUGUCUGGAUCUCAGGCGGCGUCUCUGGUGCCCAUCUCAACCCUACUGUCACUCUCUCCCUCUGGGCCUUCCGAGGAUUCCCCCUCCGCAAGGUUCUCCCCUACAUCACUGCCCAAAUCCUCGGAGCGGCCGCUGGCGCUGGUCUCGUCUACUCAAACUACUUUGGGUCCAUCGCGUUGAAGGAGGGCGGAGCGCAGAGGACCGUCGAAGGGGUCAGGAGUACCGCUGGGCUUUUCGUCACGAGCCCGCAGCCUUGGUUGGGUAAUGGGCAGGCAGCUUGGUCUGAGGCACUCGCAUCUGGAGUCCUCGUUUGCGCUGUGCUUGCGCUCAGUGACAAGGGGAAUUUGAGUGUGCCAAAGGGCUGUAUGCCCUUCGCCAUGUUCCUCACUCUGGUCGGCAUCGGAGCCUCCCUCGGUCUCAACACGGGCUAUGCACUCAACUUCGCUCGUGACUUUGGUCCUCGUAUCUUCCUCUUCCUCGUCGGGUACGGGUCCAAGAUCUUUACGACCCACUCCUACUGGGCGUUCUGGGGCCCAGGUCUCGCGAGUAUCGGUGGCGGACUGCUGGGAGGACUGGUGUACGAUGUGUGCGUGUACACAGGCGAGGACUCGUUUGUCAAUCGAGUCGAGGGAGGACGUAGGAAGAACCAGAUCAGGCGUGACUUGGGAGAGAGCGAAGAGCAGGCGCUCCUUGAGGAGGAGGCGUAG
Jaminaea rosea is the source of this 1029-nucleotide messenger RNA. RefSeq names its product MIP family channel protein. Gene Ontology annotation, molecular function: glycerol channel activity; water channel activity. The record is from RefSeq and is a predicted model, not a curated record. NCBI's taxonomy places the organism in Eukaryota, Fungi, Basidiomycota, Exobasidiomycetes, Microstromatales. The coding region runs from base 1 to 1029 and encodes 342 amino acids. Gene Ontology annotation, cellular component: plasma membrane. The transcript has 3 exons. Gene Ontology annotation, biological process: glycerol transmembrane transport; water transport.